CGGUGUGGGAUAAUUUUCUCGCGUGCAUGGUAAAGACACUUCGGUACCGACUAGCGGCAAGUAUAGCCAGGCAGUGUGCGAUACGACGUUCGGUAUGUGGAUCUACUUGUUGAUUGCCGUAAUCACACUUUCGGUUCUUCUGGUGCGCAGAAAGUAUUCUUUCUGGGAACGCCAUGGAGUGCCCUACAUCAGGCCAACGUUUCCGUUCGGGAACAUUCGCCCCGCUGGGAAGCGAGUUCAUUCCUCCCAGUUGAUGACCCGCUACUACCGGGAGCUCAAAGGUAAGCAUCAGUUCGGAGGAAUCUUUUUCUUCACCAACCCGGUGGCCUUGGCGCUGGAUCUGGAGUUCAUCAAGGAUGUACUGGUGCGGGACUUUCAGUACUUCCACGACCGUGGGAUGUAUUACAACGAACGGGAUGAUCCCAUUUCUGGCCAUUUGUUCAACCUCGAGGGAACUCAGUGGACUAAUUUACGUAAGAAGUUGCUGCCGACAUUCUCGUCGGGCAAAUUGAAAAUGAUGAGCCCCACUAUCAUCUCCGUUGCUGAACGGUUUCAAGAAUGUCUUGAAAAGUGCAUAGCUGUGGAUGCGGAGAUCGAGAUGAAAGACCUGCUGGCGCGGUUCACCACAGACGUCAUCGGAACGUGCGCCUUCGGAAUCGACUGCAACAGUUUGAACGACCCGGAUGUGGAGUUCCGCAAAAUGGGUAAUAAAAUGUUCGAACUACCCAGCGGUAGGAUAUUCAAGUUCUUUUUCAUCUCAACGUUCAAAAACCUCGCGCGAAAAGCGCGAAUGAAGUCCGUUCCCGAGGAUGUGUCGGAGUUCUUUUUCAAUGUCGUUCGCGAAACUAUCGAUUACCGCGAGAAGAGUCAUGUCCAGCGGAAUGAUUUUAUGAACCUGUUGAUGCAACUGAUGGAGAAGGGUGAGCUGGAGGGCUCCGACGAGAAGGUAGGCACGCUAAGUAUGAACGAGGUGGUGGCGCAAGCGUUCGUAUUUUUCCUCGGCGGAUUCGAAACGUCCAGCACAACGAUGUCGUACUGUUUGUAUGAGCUGUCGCUGUACGAAGACAUUCAAGAGCGUGCCCGAGAGUGCGUACAGAGUGCUAUCACAAAGCAUGGCGGCUUCAAUUACGACGCUGUGAUGGAUAUGGACUAUCUAGAACAGUGUAUUAACGAAUCCCUGAGAAAAUAUCCACCGGGUGCAAACUUGGUGCGAUGUGCAACAAAAGACUAUCAUGUGCGCAAUUCCAGCAUGGUGUUCAAAAAGGGAAUGAGUGUGAUGGUCCCGAUCUAUGCCAUUCAUCAUGACGCCGAGUACUAUCCGGACCCGGAACGAUACGAUCCGGACCGAUUCAGUGCCGAGGAGGUUUCCAAACGUCCUCCGUUCACUUUCAUGCCCUUCGGGGAGGGUCCUCGUAUCUGUAUCGCGGCUCGAUUCGGGAUGAUGGAAUCGAAAAUAGGGUUGGCGGCGCUGUUGAUGAAUUUUAAAUUUUCCAAGUGUUCCAAGUCGAUUGUGCCAUUGGUGAUUUCUAAUAAGCAUUUUGUGCUGACCCCAGCUGGGGGAUUGUGGUUGAAGGUGGAAAAGCUUCAGAAGUAGUAAGGGGCACAUAAAUCUCGAAAUUAUUUAUUAUUCGGUCUAAGAUAUUUUGUGAUGAUUUCGUCUUUCAUAAUUAGUAAAGCAUUAAUAAAGAAUAAGUUAGA
Messenger RNA from Aedes albopictus (Asian tiger mosquito), 1698 nucleotides. Its product is annotated as probable cytochrome P450 6a14. Gene Ontology annotation, molecular function: oxidoreductase activity, acting on paired donors, with incorporation or reduction of molecular oxygen; monooxygenase activity; iron ion binding. The record is from RefSeq and is a predicted model, not a curated record. The transcript has 2 exons. The coding region runs from base 95 to 1594 and encodes 499 amino acids. Lineage: Eukaryota; Metazoa; Arthropoda; Insecta; Diptera; Culicidae.